AUAAUUUGCCAUGCUUGAGCAAUCGCAGUCUGUCUGUGUUUUGUGUGCUUUGUAAACAUGGACGGUUUUGUCAAGCAACGUUGGGAUAUUCACAUAACAAUAUGAUCACUUACUAAGUAAUCAGAUCUUUAUGCUAUAACCCACCGCCUCUGUUAUUACACAUAAGCCUUUCUGCGCAGCCUUGUCAUCAGUGGUUGGAAAAUGGCCGUUCCAAAACAGAAGACUUCAUCAGUGUGCCAAAUGGAAAAUGAAAUUAAGAGUCUGAAGGAGGAGAAUAAGCACCUGAAGAUGGAACUUGAGGAGAUAAGAUCAUUGUAUAAACAGCUUGUUCAUGAAGCUCCCUCCGAAAAGUUUGAUGAGAUGCGAGUGAACCUGUUAAAAUCGCAGCUCAUACAGCUCGAGCGACAAAUAUUGCUGCAAUCGGAAGCAAUAACCUCCAGAGCAGACAUCCUGCUGGUGGUUGAGAAUGCCCUCCAGUCAACAGCAGAUUCAAUGAGGAAUUUGCUAGCCAGUGGCGUUUAUGGUCCAACGGUACCAGUUGAAAGAUCGCAGCUGAUGAAAGUUAUUGAAAACCUUGAAGGUGCUCGACAUCGCUUGUAUAAGAACAUAGAGAAUAAUUCAUCUGAAAAGCUAGCUAAGCCAGUGCUGUACAUGGGAGAGUUCCUAAAGCCAGGCCGGGGCAGGGAAGUGACAGUACUAGAUGUGUGCAAUGGGACCACCGAACAUAUCAGCUUAAAGCAUGUGGCCAAAUUGGAAUCAAAAUUAUUUACACUACAAAAGAACUUACAUGCGUUGCACCAGUCAAUGAAACUAUUCUGGUCACAUGAUUUUAAACAGCCUGUUUACACCAACCAGCAACUUGGUCUACCUGUUAUUCAACGGUUGUCAGGACAACUGGCAAAAUCUGAGAAAUGUCUAGAGCAGUGCUGCCGUGAUCUUAUAGCAUUGUCAAUAUUGGUGCCCACCGCACCAUGGCCUGUAUUGAACAAGCCACCUGUUGUCGAGGUAACAACUGAAAUGGUAUUAUCAGCACUUCCAAAUUUUCCUCGUAGUAAACAGCAAGAAGGUAAAAAAAUGAUAACAGCACUAACAAAGGCUUGCAGUUACACUAGACAAGUGGUGAGAUUGGAGGCUAAAGCUUGUGCAGAGGAACUGAAAUAUCACCAAGCAAUCUACCAGCUCCAAAUGGACUAUAUGCAGUCACUGUUUACGGCUGUCAGUGAUGCCUACUGUAAAUUUGAAGGCAACAUUCAACAAAUGCUUGGUAAACCCUUGAAAGAUGUAUUAGAUUCGUUUAUGUUGUUGAGAGACUCUGCAUCAGAGGAUGCUCUGAGAGAUUUCUUGGCAACUUUUAAAGAUCAUGCUGAUACACUUACAGAUGCUGUCAAAUCACUUUCACCAUGUAGUGACAAUGUGUCAGAUGGGACUCAUAAAGCAUUGACUGAUUUUGGCAAGCAAUUCUUCAUAUCAGUUGACACCCAGUCAAGAAAAUGCAUUGCUGAACGAGAUCGCCUCGCAAAAGAGAUUGAGGAGGUUAAACAACAGAGGGAGCUGUACAACAGUGAAGUCAAAGAUAUUUUCUCACCAAAACCAGAAGUUGAAAAAGUGGAUAAUGGUACCAUAGAAGAAAAUAAACACAUUUCAGAUAUUUCUCAUGAGUGUGGUGAUGUUUCUGUGAAGAAUGUCCCAGUAAGAGUUAGCUCGGCUAAGAAGACUCUAAACGGGCCCAAAAGUAGUAAUGAUGUAAAAGGCAGUGGUAUGAAACAAGGGUUGAUUGAAGGCAAAGCAACAGUAAGGAAUGCUCACGAUAGGGGUAAUGGCACAAUAGAUGAACAAGUAGCCAUCGCACCAGUGACACAAAUUCCCACCUCUAGGCCAAAAAUGGUGAGGCAGAACAGCUCCGGUGGUACACCAAGCAGGAUAGCUAGGCCCACUAGUAGCUUGCAAAGAGGCCUUAAAAAAUCACCAACAAAAUAAGUAAACAUAUUAAAUAUUAUAUGUACAUUCCAAACUAUUCACUGUACUAUAUUCAACACAAGGUAUAUUUUUCAACUUCCAGUCAAUGAUGUUUACAGGUAAUGCAAUAGUAAUAAUUAUGAGUGCUGUAAGAUUCCUCUAUGCACUUUUGUUUUUCUUGGUAACUUGUCCUUGUGUAUCUAAAACAUUCAAUUUUCACCGAUUUAAAUAUACUGUACUAUUUUAAGAAACCUUAAAUUAAUUGCCAGCUAAUUUAAAGGCCUAUGCAGAAAAAUGGUAUUAUUUAUGUGUCUGUAAAUUUGUAACAAAAAGCAAAUUCUAAUUGAAGAUUAAACAAUUCAAUUUUGGUUUUUUGUAUAUAUCCUUAAAAAUGAAUGAUGAUAAAAGUAUAGUAGUUAGGAAGGUAUUCUAAAAGAUUUUAACAAUUACAUUUAUUAUUUUUACUGAAUAUUCGAUCUAAAAAGUGUGCUAUAUAUGGAUAAAUUAGGAUUAUGUUUUAGUUUUAUGGAUAAAUUAGGAUUUUGUUUAGUCUUAUGGAUAAAUUCGAAUUUUUGUUUAGUUUGCUAUUUUCACUAUACUCUCACGAAUUUCAAAAUGUACUGUACACAUGUAAAUUGAUGCUGAGGUAGGUAAGGGAUGCUAUAGGUAAGUAAGGUAAAGGUUAAAACCUGAACCUCUGCGCUCACAGGCCAGAUAGCUUGUCUCUCUCUCCUUGGCAUUUGGGUCAGAAUGUGCAAGGCUGUAAGGGUUUUGCCACUCUUUCCACACAAGUUUGUUUAACCUUCACAGCAUAUGCCGGUACCCAUUUAUGCUCCUGUGUAGAGUGAGACAAACGUAGAUAAAGCAUCUUGCGUAAAGCCCUUGCUGCGCAAGUGACUUGCGCAGCAAGGGCUUUGAACCCCAACCUCAAGUCUGAGACACAACUGUUGCACUAACCACUUCCACUAAACUAUGAGGUCCAGUGGCAGCGCUACGGGGAGGGAGAAUUUCCCUCCCCCCCCCCAGACGCUGGUACCGCCACUGAUGAGGUCCUAAAAAUACACCAUGGAACCAAAAUUAAUGCUACCAGGAAGACAAUAAAUUAUUGAUGUUAAUUAUUAAACUAAAUAAGUCAAUUGUCACAUCGUCAUUUUACAUUCCACCUAACUUUCAAGUUAUUUUAAGCUCUGUUGGAAAUUAAAAGCCUUAUUAGGAGCUGUUAUACCUUUCAAAGCCACCUUCAGCCCCUGCAGGGACCUAAACUUCUAAGCUAGGCACCACUAUCAACGGCAGAGACUCGUCUAAACCUUUCCUUCAUUAUAAGAACGCUGCAUUCCAUUUUUCUAAAUCUAGAUAAUUAGUGUGUGGACAUCUGUUAGUACUAUUUAAGACUUAUAGUUCCUGUAGAAUUAUAUGAACUUGGUCAAACCUAUCUUUUAAAAUAAUGACACUAAUAAUAAAUAGUAUUCAGAUAGAUUAAUAUGAGUAAUAAUGUCCUGAUAAAUGCAAAUUAUGCUACACUAUGCAAAUUUGCUUCAAGUAAUUAUUCAUUGUUGUCUCCAAACUUUGUAACUUUUAUAUUACCGUACCACCUACAUACUAUUGUUGUGUCUUAAAAGCAGCUAACACAUUCUAUGCAAUAACUAUAAUUCCAGUCGAUUCAAGUGAAAAUGAUUUGUUUUGUAUACAAUUAAUAAUCUAAACCGCAAGUUCAGAUUGGUUGUACUACUGUAUUCAUUUCGAAACAUUUUACUGCAAAGCUGUGAUUAAUUAAAGUAUGUGCAAUGCAAACCAUGUUA
Anneissia japonica is the source of this 3755-nucleotide messenger RNA. RefSeq lists its product as uncharacterized. Lineage: Eukaryota; Metazoa; Echinodermata; Crinoidea; Comatulida; Comatulidae. The transcript is spliced from 13 exons. The coding region runs from base 202 to 1977 and encodes 591 amino acids. The record is from RefSeq and is a predicted model, not a curated record.